Molecule: messenger RNA, 249 nt
Organism: Cooperia oncophora
Lineage: Eukaryota; Metazoa; Nematoda; Chromadorea; Rhabditida; Trichostrongylidae
Source: the annotation of a GenBank genome assembly
AUGUUGCGGUCUCAUAUUUUGUUCCAUAUCAUUCAGAUAUAUAUUGAUCGACAGCUUUGGAAUCGUCAAAUUUAUCCACCGAUCAACAUUUUACCAUCACUAAGCCGCCUGAUGAAAGCUGCCAUAGGUGAGAACUUCACUCGUGACGAUCACCCAGACGUCUCCAACCAACUGUAUGCAAUGUACGCUACCGCAAAAGAAGUUUCGACGCUCAGGACUGUGGUAGGUUUGAUUUUUGAGCGAAACUAA